Coregonus clupeaformis (lake whitefish) is the source of this 1414-nucleotide messenger RNA. Its product is annotated as H/ACA ribonucleoprotein complex subunit 1-like. Gene Ontology annotation, cellular component: box H/ACA snoRNP complex. The transcript is spliced from 7 exons. NCBI's taxonomy places the organism in Eukaryota, Metazoa, Chordata, Actinopteri, Salmoniformes, Salmonidae. Gene Ontology annotation, molecular function: box H/ACA snoRNA binding. Gene Ontology annotation, biological process: snoRNA guided rRNA pseudouridine synthesis; ribosome biogenesis. The record is from RefSeq and is a predicted model, not a curated record. The coding region runs from base 114 to 770 and encodes 218 amino acids.
UCUAGUUUACGGCACCACCUGAAAGCACACGUGUUUUCGUCGCGUGGAACCUGUGUGUAGCACUCUUCACUCCAGCAGCUGAGCUUAUUUGUUGUACAAAGGCGCACUAGAAAAUGUCCUUCCGAGGAGGAGGUGGAAGAGGGGGCCGUGGUGGCGGAUUCAACCGUGGUGGAGGUGGAGGAGGAUACGGUGGUGGUGGAGGAGGAUAUGGUGGUCGAGGUGGCGGCGGCGGUUUCCGAGGUGGUGGACGAGGAGGUCGAGGAGGCUUCCAAGACUAUGGCCCUCCAGAAUAUGUUGUUGCAUUAGGAGAAUUCAUGCACCCCUGUGAGGAUGAAAUUGUGUGCAAGUGUGUAACUGAGGAGAACAAAGUUCCCUACUUCAACGCACCCGUGUACUUGGAAAACAAGGAGCAGAUCGGGAAAGUGGACGAAAUCUUCGGCCAGCUACGUGACUUUUAUUUCUCUGUUAAACUCUCUGAUAAUAUGAAGGCAUCCUCGUUCAAGAAACUACAGAAGUUCUACGUAGACCCAAUGAAACUCCUACCACUCCAGAGGUUCCUUCCCAGGCCCCCGGGUGAGAAGGGUCCCCCAAGAGGAGGCAGAGGGGGUAGAGGUGGAAGAGGAGGUCCCCGCGGAGGUGGAUUCCGUGGUGGCAGGGGUGGUGGUGACCGUGGCGGAUUUGGCAGAGGAGGUUUUAGUGGUGGACGAGGAGGGGGAGGAUUCAGAGGUAGAGGAGGUGGCGGUGGACGAGGAUUCAGAGGUGGGAGAUGAUGACAAACUGUUUGCUUCGGGGAUCCUCACCAAGUGUCAAUACCGGCAGGAAGCAAAUCGGCGCGAUGCCUGAGCUUGGCUCUGUUGAACUUGACUUAUGGAGAACAGACAUUGCAUAUUUUUAUACUGCUCAUCUGUCAAUUUGUUUUGUUUUUGUACACCAAUCUUUGAUGAAUAAUGUGUGAAUUCUUGGCUUUUAUUUAAUGACCUUUGAAUGCACUCUGCUAUCACAGGGAAUGGUAUCAUUAAUAGCCCAGUUGCUGUUGCAACUCUUCAACAUUGUUCACACUGGAUGGUUUUUGGGUACAUUUUGGAUAUGGUGUUAUUAUUAUUAUUAUUAUAAUACUGUUGGAUAUGAUUCAGAGCUUUCAGUUAGACCAAAAUAUGGGCCCCUUGGGGGAACUGGGCCUUUUUAUCAAUGUCAUGUUGGAGUGCAACAGUCAUUUCGAUGUUGAUGAAGCCAGAAAUCGUUGAAACCCUGAUGUUUGUAAGUGGAUGAUAUGAUGGACAUGAGUUAAUUUGUUAUCAUCACAAAUAAGUGGAAAAUAUUGUAGGAACCCCAGAUAAUCCAGAACGGUUACAGAGUACUGCCAUCUUUUGUAAAGAAAAGCCUUUGAUUAAACGGUGCUCUGUAGGUAUCUCCA